Orbicella faveolata is the source of this 747-nucleotide messenger RNA. RefSeq lists its product as uncharacterized. Gene Ontology annotation, biological process: extracellular matrix organization. The record is from RefSeq and is a predicted model, not a curated record. Gene Ontology annotation, cellular component: collagen type XI trimer. Gene Ontology annotation, molecular function: extracellular matrix structural constituent conferring tensile strength. NCBI's taxonomy places the organism in Eukaryota, Metazoa, Cnidaria, Anthozoa, Scleractinia, Merulinidae.
UACAAGGGUGACACGGGCAUUCCAGGACCUAUGGGACCUCCAGGUGACCCUGGAAAAGAGGGAACACCCGGAAAUCCUGGCUUACCUGGACAAGAUGGGAGGCAGGGAGAAGCGGGAGCUCCAGGACGACCAGGAAAACGAGGAUCGGCAGGUGCAAAGGGGUCGGCGGGAGAUGCUGGCCCUGUAGGAUCCCAAGGGGAUCGAGGAUUAGCUGGAAAAAGGGGCAGACAAGGAAAACCAGGCAAACGUGGAAAAAUUGGUGAACCAGGACCAACGGGCUCCCAAGGAGAUCCUGGGUAUAGAGGAGCAGAGGGAAGAGCAGGAGUAAAGGGCCAGCAAGGAAAACCAGGCAUUGAUGGUUUACCAGGAGCAAAAGGAGAUCAGGGAAGCCCAGGUGAAAUUGGUGAAACUGGAAGACCGGGACCGAAGGGAGCCCAAGGUGCACGAGGUAAAUCAGGAAGAACUGGUAGCCCUGGAUUGCAGGGCCAAUCUGGUGAUGAUGGUCGACCUGGCUCUGCCGGGAUGGCUGGACAACAAGGCCAACCGGGCGCUAUGGGAUUCAGUGGCGCUAGAGGAGCUGUGGGUGCCCCAGGUCAAGACGGCGCACCAGGAGAACGCGGAGCAAGAGGAGACAAGGGGAAUCGUGGCAACAGAGGCCAGCAGGGUAAGACGGGUUCCCCAGGCAGAGAGGUAUGUUUAUGUUAACAAGUUUACACAACUGAAAUAACCAUUAUGUACCCUUGGCCA